Messenger RNA from Myodes glareolus (Bank vole), 2926 nucleotides. It is a transcript of the gene Clec4d, whose product is annotated as C-type lectin domain family 4 member D. The record is from RefSeq and is a predicted model, not a curated record. Lineage: Eukaryota; Metazoa; Chordata; Mammalia; Rodentia; Cricetidae.
AGUACCUUAGAGGAAACCCCGUUUUUGAAGAUUUCUUCUUCUCAGUUAGCUCUCUUACACCGGACACUUAUUGAUCUUACCGGACUAGGUCAGAUGUCAAGUUGUAAAUGUUUCAGAAGGUGAAGCCGUAGAAGAGGAUCCUGAAUCUCCCGACACACACAAUGUGGCUAGAGGAACCUCAAAAGCAACCCAAAGGUGCUCGACACCCCCAGCUGAUCCCUUGGGUCCUCACUGUUGUUUUCAUCUCACUUCUCAGUGCUUGCUUUAUCGCAAGCUGUUUGGUGACUCAUCGUUACUUUUCACGCUGGAAGAGAGGAGCAGGGACAGUGAAAUUCUCAGAUUACCACACAACACUAACGUGUGUACGAGGGGAGCUGGAGCCUGGAGCUACAGGAGAUACCUGGAACUGUUGCCCUGCUAGCUGGAUAGCCUUCCAGUCCAACUGCUACCUUCCUCUUAAUGACAACCAGACAUGGCACGAGAGUGAGAGGAACUGCUCAGUGAUGGGCGGUCACCUGGCAACCAUCAACACCGAAGCCGAGCAGAACUUUGUGACUCAGUUUUUGGACAGACGGUUUCCCUAUUUCCUGGGACUUAAUGAUGAGAACACAGAAGGCCUGUGGCAGUGGGUGGACCAGACACCAUUUAAUCCGCACAUGGCAUUCUGGCAUAAGGGUGAACCCAAUGACUUUAAGGAAGAAGACUGUGUUGUCCUCAUUUAUGUCCAAGAUAAAUGGGCCUGGAAUGACUUCCCCUGUCACUUCCAGGCAAAUAGCAUUUGUAAGUUACCCGGAGCAACACUCAGCUGGAAGCCCACAAAGCGGUCCUUAUGAUGGAGAUGGCAAAGAUGAACCUAUCAGACCACGGGAAAGUGUCUAUGCAUCACAGAAAUAGAGAGCACUCUGCACUGUCAUAGGGCACUGCCAACAUGAGGAUGUUCGUCAUUAUUUGUGCUUCAAUUUAACUCAACAUAUAUAGUGUGGUUUGUGCGCUCUCUCUCUCUCUCUCUCUCUCUCUGUGUGUGUGUGUGUGUGUGUGUGUGUGUGUAUGUCUACAUAUGUUUAAGAUAGGUUUUGUGUGGUGUUUUGGUUGAAUGAUCAUCGCUACAUGGAAAUCAGUUUUUAUCUUUGCUUCCUAGACAGUAUUUUAAGAUAUUCACUUUUCAGUCGGUAUGUAUUAGUUAUGUAUUUAUAGAAGUAUUGAAUAAUAAAAUCUUCUUUGCCAUUUUUCUGUUACUCAAAUUAUUACCUCUUAAAAUUCAAACUUAAAGUAGACAAACUGAUAGUGAUAAUUUUUUUUUGUUUUUAAUUCUUUUCUCAUACAUUACGUCCUGACUACAUUUUCUCCACCCUCCACUCCUCCAAGUGCACCCUUACUCCCCAUCUCCCCCAGAUCUACUGAGCCUCCAUUUUCCUUCAGAAAAGAGCAGGUCUCCCAGGGAUAUCAAAUGAACACGGUCUAACAAGAUGCAAUACGACUGGGCACAAGCCCUCAUAUUAAGCCAGACAAUGCUAUCCAGUGGGAGGAAAGGGUUCCAUUUAAACCCAAAUAUCAGUCUGAAAUUUUAACAUUUUUACCGUUUGAUAUUUUACUUCUACAUUUAAAUAGUUACUAAAAAUCUCCCAGGAAAAGAGUGUAAAACAGGUUUCAGUGAUUUAUUGCCCAUGUAGAAAGGAGGGCCAUAAACCUUUUAACACUUUCUUCAUUCUAGCUAUCAGGCCAAAACAAGCACUCUCUUGCUGACCUAACUUUAUUUUAAUGGGCUCUUCCAACUCCCUUGUAGAUGAGGAAACAAGAUCUGGGACCGCUGAAGAGCUCCCAUUCUCAUGGUUUGUUCACAGCCAUGUGGGCUGUGACUCACAUCCGCCUGUUUCUGGAGAUGAACCGCGUCUCUUUUGUGCUUUCAGUCAUGUUAAUAGAGAUACGCUGACCUUUUCACUUGGCUAUGGACCCAAUUUUCUCAAUUAUUUGAAGUUCCCUCCAUUGGUGUUUCCAUUUUGAAUCAUAUGAAUAUCACCUUUUAAUUUGUUUGUAUAAAUUGUCUCAUUUAAGAGCUGUGCUAUUGGCAAGAAAACUCACUGAGUUGACAAGCUCCAAUUACUGUUUGUACUGCUGUGGUUCAGACAACUGACCAGAGCAAAGCCUUCUGGGGGUUGGGGAGGUGGAUCAGGGGUUAAGAUUGCUUGUUCCUCUUCCAGAGGACCACAGACUGAUUCCCCGUAUCCACACCAACUCCAGGGCAACCUUUUCUUCCUUCUACAUCCACAACACAACUCACACACACAUUUUUAAAAAGAAGAAUACUGUUUUAGUCCUGUUUGAGAUUUGAUUUGAUAAUUUUCCUGCAUCUGAGCUGAGAUUUUCAGCCAACAAUUUUUUAGCAUGUCUUCUCCUCCAUCAUACUGUUUGUUUAUUUUGUUUUUGUUUAUUUUGUUUGUUUGCUUUUUCAAGACAGGAUUUCUCCAUAGCUUUGGAACCAGUCCUAGAAACUAGCUCUUGUAGAGCAGGCUGGCCUUGAACUCACAGAGAUUCGCCUGCCUCUGCCUCCUGAGUGCUGGGGAUUAAAGGCCUGCACCACUACUACCCGGCUUCUCUACCAUUCUUAAAGGCAGCAGCUAAUUUGCAAGUUUGUUAAUGAUUUUCUAGGUUAAGUGUCAAAUAUUGACGUUUGGUUAAGUGUGGCAGUGGAGAGCAUGUGUUUUAUGUGUGUCCAUGUUAAUGUUGCUGCUUCUGAAUGACGUGGGACUGAGUAACUUUACAUGUGUCGGGAAUAUUAAUUAAAUCAUAUAGCACAAAAUGAGUCAAAAUAAUUUUAUAUAUUAAAGGGAUUUGUAUACUUAAUUUUAUCCAUUUUAAUGUACAAACCAGAAGCCUGUCUAUGUAGAAAUCCAGUUGUCAAUAAAAUGUGAACCAUCUGUGACACUCA